AUGUCUGUUACCACUAUAGAGUCUGAAUCUCAAUUCACUGACAUAACAAACUCAACCCCAAAGGAUAAACUCCUAUCCCUCUAUUUCUCUGCCAAAUGGGCUGCUCCUUGCAUCCAAAUGAACAAAGUCUUCAUCACUCUAGCUGACGCUAACCCUAAUGUGUCCUUCAUCUCAAUUGAUGCUGACAACUUGCCCGAUAUCGCUGAAUUAUUCGAAGUCCAAUCCGUCCCCCAUUUUGUUUUUAUCAAAAAUGGAACCAUCUUGAAAGAAUUGUCUGGCGCUGAUCCAAAACAGUUUGCUAGCACCUUGAACUUUUACUCUUCUCAAGACUCUUCCAACGAAAAUCCAAAAGAUCCAUCUAAACAGCCAUCUCCAAAAGAAUCAUCUUCAAAAGACUCUUCAAUUUCAACUCCCCCAUCCCAACCUCAGUCUCAAUUAAAAAAAAUAACCUGUGCAGCCCAAGUAAUGCUAUUCAUGAAGGGCACUCCUUCCCAACCCAAAUGUGGCUUUUCCAGACAAGUCGUUGCAAUUCUCAGAGAAAACAAAGUCCGUUUUGGUUUCUUUGAUAUCCUCAAAGACGACAGUGUAAGACAAGGUUUGAAAGUCUUUUCCGAUUGGCCAACUUACCCACAACUAUACAUAAAUGGCGAAUUCCAAGGUGGUUUGGAUAUCAUUAAAGAAACCUUAGAAGAAGACCCAGAUUUCUUUAAAAAUAUAAUCUCAAAUAAAUCUUAA
Molecule: messenger RNA, 735 nt
Organism: Ascoidea rubescens DSM 1968
Lineage: Eukaryota; Fungi; Ascomycota; Saccharomycetes; Ascoideales; Ascoideaceae
Product: PICOT family protein
Exons: 2
Coding region: 1-735 (244 amino acids)
Molecular function (GO): 2 iron, 2 sulfur cluster binding
Source: RefSeq, a predicted model, not a curated record